Molecule: messenger RNA, 420 nt
Organism: Exophiala aquamarina CBS 119918
Lineage: Eukaryota; Fungi; Ascomycota; Eurotiomycetes; Chaetothyriales; Herpotrichiellaceae
Product: ubiquinol-cytochrome c reductase subunit 6
Exons: 3
Coding region: 1-420 (139 amino acids)
Biological process (GO): mitochondrial electron transport, ubiquinol to cytochrome c
Source: RefSeq, a predicted model, not a curated record
AUGGGGAUCUCGGAUUUCUUCUCGGAUCUGAUGAGCUCUGUCUCCUUCGUGCAGGAAGUACACGCCGAAGCUCCUGCCGACGACGAGGAAGCUGAGGAAGGUGGUGACGACUCCAAGGAGGAAGGCGACGAAGAAGCCCCAGGAGGAGAAGACGGAGGUGACGAGGAGGAGGAAGAGGAGGAGGAGGAAGAGGAGGAAGAGCCUGUGGACCCAAAGCCGCAACUAGAGGAGAAUUGUGCCCGUUCUGCCCAAUGUUCCGGUUACAAGCACCACUAUGACGAGUGCGUCGAACGCGUGACGGCGAGCAACGAAGACCCCGACUACAAAGGUCCCAAAGAAGAUUGUGUGGAAGAAUUUUUCCACCUUCAACAUUGUGCAACGCAGUGCGCCGCCGGCAAACUGUUCGCGCAGCUCAAAUAA